AUGUACCCCCUCGAUGAGGUUCGUAGAUCUCACUGUAGCUAGCUUACUGCUUCGCAGAGUGAUUGCAAUCGAUCUUACCUAUCGUAGUACGUUACAUGUAUACCAAGGCCACGUCAAAUCAUCGUGAAAAAGUGGAGAUCGACUCGGAACUCCCUAGCACUACUCUCGAAUGACGUCCUCCAAGAAUUGCGAGUUGUUAGUAAGGGCCGUUAUUCAACGCAUAUGACUGACGGCACGACUCGAUUGUUGGAAUCGAUGCUCGACAAAUCUUUACUUCCUUGGAAUCAUCCUCGACGCCUGCGCUCAGUCUCUCUUCUCAGAAAUCAGUCGCAUACUUCGGGGAGCGUGACUUUUGACCUGAGCCAGCAGGCCGAGGCAAGGUCCCUCUUUUUCGACGCCGUAACGGAUUACUGGACACUUCUGUGUCUUUGUGUAAACAAAAGAAGGGUGUGA
This is a messenger RNA of Microbotryum saponariae, 453 nucleotides long. NCBI's taxonomy places the organism in Eukaryota, Fungi, Basidiomycota, Microbotryomycetes, Microbotryales, Microbotryaceae. The record is from the annotation of a GenBank genome assembly.